Molecule: messenger RNA, 2005 nt
Organism: Schistocerca americana (American grasshopper)
Lineage: Eukaryota; Metazoa; Arthropoda; Insecta; Orthoptera; Acrididae
Product: zinc finger and SCAN domain-containing protein 2-like
Exons: 7
Coding region: 228-1493 (421 amino acids)
Biological process (GO): regulation of transcription by RNA polymerase II
Molecular function (GO): RNA polymerase II cis-regulatory region sequence-specific DNA binding; DNA-binding transcription factor activity
Source: RefSeq, a predicted model, not a curated record
CCCCCACCCCUCGACUCCCACAAGUGUCAAUCACAAAGUUAUUUUGAUCGGAAGUUCAAAAGAUCAGCGGAUGGGUAAUUGUUGGUUGUUGCAAACUCGAAGCUGCAGUGACUGUGCAGCAUUCAUUGAUACUCGAAGCCGUCUUUUUCGUGGUGAUAUUUGUUGCAAAAUCGGAGAUUUUCACAGCAUUCGAGAAGACAACUUUUGAAAUAAAUCGUUAUUCGAGAAUGGCGGACGACAGCAUUGCCCGCAGCUUUCAGCGUAUAAUUUUUUGGGAGGAGUUUGUAACUGAAAAGCUUAACAUGGAGUCAGCAGAUUGUCCCGAAGUGAAGGAAGAAGUUGAAGAAGAGCAGUGUUGUAUUGACAUGAGUUCUCCAUGGAUCUCGUGCGGAGCAGUGGCAGCUGGUGAACCGCUAACGGACCCUCUGUCUCUCGAAGGAGGGCAGGCAGGUGGCAGUGCGGGAGGCCAGGCAGAGAUUUCCUCAGGAGCAUUAGCUGCCGUGCAACAGUUUGCAGACAAUUUAAUUCCCCACGGACGCCAGGCAAAUAAAGAUGCAGGCAGAGAAGGAAGGAGUACCUUAAAAGUCAAAGAAACAAGAUCUGAUGGAACUCCUGAAUUGCAGGAGGCCAAUCACGAAACACACUUCACCAUGAGUUCAGUGAAGCAAGAACACGGCAGACAAACUGACCACGGCUUGUACCCUGACACUGUGACACCGAGACUUCGAAUGACUACCACUUCAGCUGAGAGUGCAAAAUCCGGAGAUGACGGGCCGCAGUGGAGAAGCCCGCACUCGCGUCCUCCGGACAUUCUCACACUGUCAGACGUUGGCAGGGCACGUGACGACGUUUCCCACGGCAGUGCAGAAGAGCGAGAGUCUCUCGGGCAUCCCGAGGUGGCACUGGGUCAGUCCUCCGUGCAGUGCGGCGACGCGCCCGGUCCGAAUGCCGAUCCGGAUGCCCAAACUGGCGACGGGCAGUACUUCUGUACCGACUGCGGCAAGUCGUUCGGGAAGCUGGUGUACCUCAAAGUCCACACGCGCAUCCACGCGGGCAGGCAAUCCUACAGCUGCGAGUCCUGUGACAGGGUGUUCACGACGUUUGCCCAGUGGCAGACCCACUCGCUCGUGCACACGGGCGAACAGCCGUACGGCUGCUCGUCCUGCGAGAAGGCGUUCCGGACGAAGGCGAAGCUCAUGUACCACGAGCGCUCGCACCACGGCGAGCGGCCGUUCCCCUGCACCGUGUGCGGGCUGUCCUUCAGGACCCAGGUCAACCUCAGGCUCCACGUGUGGACGCACACUGGAGACGGACCCGGAUCCCCCGAGAGCUCUCGUGCGGACUCUGCCUCGUUCGCGUGCUCCGUCUGUGGGACGUCGUUCAAGUCGAAGACAAAACUGACGUACCAUUUACGCACCAGCUGUCUCUUAGGCACGUACACACCUCUCCUGGAAUUGUGUCGCAACGGUGACAGUGAGUUUGUGGAUACCUGAUCGUAGAGUGAGGACAACUGCUAUUGAAAAGAAGUGACGGUGUAAGUGCUUACAUGGUCUGUGACCGUUUAGUGGUCACUAAACUACAGUUGGCAGGCUCCGUCAUGUGUGAUUGCCAAUUAAAAACAGUAUCGACAAGAGUGCUAAAGCCAUUUUAAAUGUGUGUACAGUUUUUUUUUAUGAAGAUGAACUUUAUUUUAUCACAUUAAUGGCGAGUUUAGGCCUGUGGCAUUGGUGAGUGUGUGUUAUAUUAAAAACUAUUUAUUGCUGUGUGGAUGGAGAGGUUCCCACACAUACAUAAAAAAUCUGCACAUGCUGCUGCAUGCUGUAAACUGGAAUGUGUUGUUUAGCAUGUCAUAUAACUGGAUUGGUGACAGAUUGCUUCCACAUCCUUGCUUAAAGUAUUUAACAGCACAACUUGUCCUUUCACUCAUGGCCGUGCAGUUCUAGGCGCUACAGUCUGGAACCGAGCGACCGCUGUGGUCGCAGGUUCGAAUCCUGCCUCGGGCAUG